Molecule: messenger RNA, 707 nt
Organism: Dromiciops gliroides (monito del monte)
Lineage: Eukaryota; Metazoa; Chordata; Mammalia; Microbiotheria; Microbiotheriidae
Gene: IFT25
Product: heat shock protein family B (small) member 11
Exons: 5
Coding region: 184-615 (143 amino acids)
Biological process (GO): intraciliary transport
Cellular component (GO): intraciliary transport particle B; centrosome; cilium
Source: RefSeq, a predicted model, not a curated record
GGACGGCUUCCCGGUUGCUGGGCAACGCCCCCUGCCCCGCCUCCUAAGCUUUGGCACCACCCCAGUUGCGGGGCAACGCGUCUCCGCCCUCCCUUCCCUCUGGCCUCCCUUUGGCGCCGCCCCCUGGUUGCCAGGCGACAGCCCCCCUCCCGCUCCACUAGCCGGCCUAGCCCCGACGCCGCCAUGCGCGUGGUCGAUCUGUGCCUGGCUUCCGAGGGCACCGAGGUCAUCUUGGCCACGUCCAGCGACGAGAAGUACCCGCCCGAGAACAUUAUUGAUGGGAAUUCCACCACGUUCUGGACGACCACGGGGAUGUUCCCCCAGGAGUUUGUUAUUUGCUUUCACAAACACGUGAAGAUUGAGAGACUCUCCCUUCAGUGCUAUUUUGUGAAGAGCAUAAGAAUUGAGAAAAGCAACGCCAAAGAACCAGUUGACUUUGAACGGUGGGUGGAAAGAGACCUGGUGCACACUGAGGGACAGCUUCAGAUUGAAGAGUUUAUGUUCCGGGACGGCUAUGCCACUCACUUGCGGUUCAUUAUCAAGUCAGCCUUUGAUCACUUUGUGUCGGUGCACAAAGUUACUAUAGAAGGACUCAGUGUGUCAUCCCUCACCUAAGGAUUCCCAAAACCAGCGUGUGUGUGCUUUUGUACUAGUAUUUGUGUAAAUAUGCAGUUGCCCUUGGAGCGUAUUAAAGGGCUUUGUAUUCA